AUGAGUGUGAGCACUAACAAUGUCACAAACUUGUGGAAAAAUGGUUCCUCGGAACUGGACGGGACUCCGGGCACGUUCUCACCGGUCAACUUUACCAACAACAGCACCAGCGGGGGAAACCUCACACAGCCCGGCGAGGUUGAUCUCACCCGGGCUAUCCCGCUCGGCUUGGUGCUUGGAGCUUUUAUCUCGUUCGCGAUUGUGGGUAACAUCCUCGUUAUCCUCUCGGUGGUAUGCAACAGGCACCUGCGCACCCCGACCAACUACUUCAUUAUCAACCUUGCCAUCGCAGACCUGCUGCUGGGUACCACAGUGCUGCCGGUGUCUGCCACCCUUGAGAUCCUAGACUACUGGGUGUUCGGGAGGAUUUUUUGUGACAUCUGGGCGGCUGUGGAUGUGCUGUGCUGCACCGCGUCCAUCAUGAGCCUGUGCGUAAUAUCCAUCGACCGCUACAUUGGAGUGAGCCACCCGCUGCAGUACCCAAGCAUCGUGACGGAGAAGCGGGCUCUGCUGGCCAUGCUUGGGGUGUGGGUGCUAUCGGUGGUCAUCUCCAUCGGGCCUCUGUUCGGGUGGAAGCAGCCACCGUCACCGGACGACACGCAGUGUCCCAUCACCGAGGAACCCUUUUACGCACUCUUCUCCUCCCUCGGCUCUUUCUACAUCCCUCUCGUUGUUAUCCUGGCCAUGUACUGCCGGGUGUACAUAGUCGCAAAACGGACCACGAAGAACCUGGAGGCAGGUGUGAUGCGUGAGAGGAUGAACUCCGGGGAGCUGACCCUCAGGAUCCACAAGGGAUCUCAGGUGCAAGAGGAGUCCGGCAGCUCAGGCUCUGCAGCCGGCAAGGGCCGCGCGCACCAAGCCAGGAGUUCCCUUACCGUGAAACUUCUGAAAUUCUCCCGGGAGAAGAAAGCGGCUAAAACUUUGGGAGUUGUGGUUGGCAUGUUUACGCUAUGUUGGCUGCCCUUCUUCCUCGCCUUACCCAUAGGUAGGUCCAAGAGGUCGUACUUUACUUUUCUUAAUGAAACUCAUGCAGAGCCAUUAACGAGAAAUACUACCCUCACGUGUUUUCUUCUCCUCCUAAUCCAUUUUAAAGACUUCAUGACAUUCUAUUAGCUAAUGAAAGAAUAUUCACUCACUUUAAUUUCAGUAUAUGAAGAUAAACAUGAUGCAGUUGAAGGGCUGCUACAGGCCUUAAAUCAUAUCUAUAGCUGGGACUGGGAAAGUCUCCAGGGUACCAUUUGCUGCACCAAUCUGUCACUAAACCUGUGGGUGGGCUUUGAUAUACUGAAGGGGUCAUUUCACACUGCAAGGAUACAAAUAACAUCACCACUUUAUUAUUGCAGCUUUCAAUAUAUGGUGCAACCAGCUGGGAUGAAUCUUUAUUAUUUGUCUCACUCCAAAUCCUUAGUCUCAUUCUUUGAGGCAUUUAUAACACAACUUUAAACAAGCUACACAAUUACACACUACCCACUUCUUUUGCUUCUCACUGCAAUAUCAAAUCAGGAUAGAAGCUGCUGCAUCUGCUGCAACAAUGAGACAAAUCUGUGAUGAGGUGAAAUUUUCCUCAAACUUUUCCAAGAUAUGAUUUGUGUUAUCUUAGCCUCCUUUCUUGAGUCAAAUUUAAUCCGCCAGGUUCAACAAAUCCACUCCAGGAGUGUGCCAAAUGAGGAGUAGCCAGCUUCCUUCUCCUCCUGCCUGUGUGUCCUGCUGGGGCUUUCUGAUGCCACUGAGCAUUCAACACCCCACUGUCAGGGCUAGUUAAGAAACUGCAAAGGAAAUUAAACAUUAUAUGCUGCGGCGAAAUGCUAAUGCCACCAGCUGAGCUUUGUGGAGGAGGUUAAACAUUCAUCCAUGUUGAAGUUUGGAUAAACAGAGCCAGGCCUGUGUCCUUUAUAUCACUGUUAGCUUAAUUUUAUGUGUGUUUGUGUAUGAGGACACUUCUGUGUGCAUACAUUACCAUGUUCAUAUGGGAGUAUGUUUAUGCCUCUGGCUCAACCUGCAGCUCAUCACAUCUUCACAUGGACACUCACACACACAUCACUGACCAGGGCAGGAUCACUAUGCAGUGUCACACAGCGGGACUUGCUCUGCCUGGAGGCGUCACCCAAAGCUAAUAACAAAUGUCAUUUUCCAAAGUUGUGAUUCUCAGAUGUGAGAGGCUUCAGAGGGCCACAUCUGAGGUUCAGGAUGGGCCUGUUUAUGUAGCUCUAAUCAACAAAACUGCCAAGAAACCACCCCCUAAGGCUGCAUUUCUCUGGUGUAGCAUACUGAUAACUCAUGACAAAGCACCUGCGGCUUCAGAGGUGCAUGAUGGGACAGCAUAUAAAACAAGUCUGGUAGUUUUGUGUAGGUGGACAAUGCAUAAUGCAUCCACUAUGUGUAAGAGGGGGACACUGAGCAGCUCUCUCUCUGAGUAUCCAAUUUCUUUAAAGGACUCCGGUGUUCAGAUCUCUUGUGUGACUCCAGUCUGAACUUAAACACUCAGAUCGUGAUCGGGCAGCAUUUUUCUCCCUGAGUGUUCAUUAGCCUCCACCCACAGAGAGGGAUUUCCUGUCUCACACUUGUUAUUACCCUGCUCUUUCCUCGGCGCACUGUCACUGAAUAAAAUGUAUGCUGCGGCUUACUUAUUGGCGGUGUGUGCGCUGCGGUGUCAUUGGAGGCGGGCCAGAGUGUUUUGUUUGUGGGGGGCGGGGCUGAAAAACGUAUGUACAUGUAUGGAAGCAUGGUAACUUGUGUUUUGAGUGAUUGUGUCAGUGUGUUUGCAGCUGCUUCUCUGUCCUCUAUCAACACUGAUGUUUGGAGAAUUAAAGCGCCUGCAGAGAUAAAGCUGCGGCUGUGCUCAAGGGCCGCUGUGACCUUUGACCCCUGUAGUAUCAACUCAUGCAAGCUUGAAGAAAUAUGUGAACCCUCACCUCCAUAGCUGAUCCUACCUGAUCUAAUUUAAAUUCCGCAGAUACCUUGUUUUUGUUUUUGAGUGUAAAAACACAGACUUGGAGUCAGUCUUUUUCAGUGUCUCCUUUUAACUCACAGCAAAGGCAGAUACAUAACCUUCAGCAUUUUAAACAUCACAUCAAAGGUUUGACAUGAGUGUUUCUCCAGGCAAAGCCAAAAAUUUUUCAAAAAUGGUCUGAGUGCUGUACGGCUGUGUUUGCUUGUCACUGACGAUGACUUAUCUCCAUUAAGUCUUUUGGUGAUUGUCUAAAUGGACACUUCAGUGCUUACUGUUUCCUGUUGUAAUCAAAAAUCAAAAACACUGAUAACCACGAAUGCCUGUCAUAAUUUCAUCUUUCAGUAAAACAGUAUAUCCAGUGGCACUGUCACAUGUUAAUCUACACCCACGCUUCUGUUACUUCAGCAUGUUGAGCACACUAACAAUAUUCAGACACUGAACAGGUCAUUGUCAUUUCUAGUACAGGUGGGAAAGUGACCAAUCCUGAAAUGUCUUUCAUGCUAACUGCAUGCUGUGUAUUUUCUCAAAGAGCAGUCCUCAAAAAUUUAGCUCACUAAAGUGCUUUCUCCUUGAUAAUAUUUCUAGACUUACCACUUUUAGAGAAGAAAAGGAUUAGAUAAAAGUCCGAAUGAUGAAUAGCAUCUACAAAAGCAUGGCCUUUCUUUGAAGAAACAGCAGGAAAAGUAGAUCAGACUAACCUUGAAACACAAAAAGCAAACAGACUGCUGUCAUCAGCAUUUAUGCCCACACACAGCUGAAAAUGAAAUACAGGAACAAAAAUGUAUGGAAAAGUGCAUGUAAACAUAAAGCUAGGGCUGCAACUAAUUUCUUUUAAUCAUUGAUAUGUAUAUUUAUUGAUUUCCUAAAGAUCGAUUGUCAGAAUAAGUUAUGAAAUGCUCAAGGUGCUGCUUCUUGCUGUCUUUUUUACAUUUAUUGAACAGUUAGAAACUCAGAAAAAAAUCAUUUGAACCAAUCAAUAAUUAAAACUAUUGGUUAAUUCUUCUUUUUAUGGACUUCUGAUUAAUUUUUUAACCUUUUUAGUCCUACAUAAAAGGAAACAGACACAACAAAGUAUGUUUUGCUUACCCUGAUGAGAUACUUAAUUGCACAACCAUCCUCUGACUCUACAGUAUCCCCUCUAUAAUGAAUGGCACACAUGAAAAUAUAAACAUUACAGCACUGACUGAAAGUGUGGGAAUUUUUUUUAGCACUCAGAGCUGGAGAGUCUUCGUUUGGGUCUUUUCAAUGAGAUUUUUCUCUUGUUCUCCACUCCAGACUCUGAGGAAGAGAAAUCACCGGUCCCUGGGGGAUGCUUGUUUUUUCACUGCCCACAUUGUCCCCUGUCUCUUUAACACCCAGUGCAGGCAUUCAUGUCCUGUGAAGGCCUCACAUUUAGAAACUGGUGCAAGUACUGAGCCCAUGUGUGAGAGAAACCAACACUUUGAGGUGUUAACCGUUUUUUUUCCCGUUGUUUGUAAAAGUGUUCUAGGAGGAGAAACUGUGUCUUGUGUGCGCAGAUCACACAUGUGAGAUUUAAUUUGUUUUUAGUAGCAUGAGCUGUCCGGCUCCUGUGCUCAGGGAAUAAUUAAGAUGUUGUUUCUUUUGAAAGGGAAACGUAAUGACAGUGCUAAGUGUUUGAGCGAUGACGGCUAAAGGAGGUGGCAGUGCUGGACAGGAGGGGCCACAGGGCAGAGGGGGUGAAAGUGGGGGGGCCCUGAGAUGUCAACCCUAUUUUUCCAAAAAGAGCUUCAUGAUUUAGUUGUAUUGAAAGCAAUCUGCGGGAGCAAUAACACCUCUGUCCUCUCAGAUCAGGAUAAAUUAAUCAUAUUUAUGGGUGUGUUAUGAAACAGGAUGUGUGAGGUUUCAGGGAACAGACCGUGUGUGUGUGUGUGUGUGUGUGUGUGUGUGUGUGUGUGUGUGUGUGUGUGUGUGUGUGUGUGUGUGUGUGUGUGUGUGUGUGUGCGUCUGUGCGUGUGUGUGUGUGCAUGCGCGACAUGGCACUGAGUAGCCAUCACCUCUUACAAUUAGUGAGAAUAACAGGAUGCCUUGUUUUGUCAAGACGUUCCUGUGUUUCAUGGUGAGAUGUGUGUGCGUUUAUGUGUGUAUUUGUGUAUGUAUGUUGGUGUGUGUCUGUCCGGAGGAAGGAGGUGCCACACUUUUUUUUUUUAAAAGAUGGACCGACAACACUUGUAGUCCUGUCAUGGUUAUCUUUAUACUAUUGUCUAACAAUUAAGCCCCAGCAUCCCCUGCUGUUUGGACUGCACCCUUUCAACAUAAACACUCUUCAAGGUACAUAAAUGAACCAUGUCCGCACCAGAGCUAAACACUCAGACAUGUGCCGUUUCUGGCUGCUAGGUCUAUUGUUAACCAUGUUUCUUUCUGUUUCCUGCACUAUUAUCCUCAGUUUGUGUAGAAAGGACGUACAAUAACAAGGUGGCAGCCCCCCACCCUUUGGUCCUAAUUGCAGCCUGCAUACUGGCUCUUCUUGGGAGCCAACCAGACCCAAACAGCUGUGUCUGCCUCAAAUAGACUGGUAAUAAAAUAAAAGGCAAAUAAAUAUCAAGCAAUAUCAAACUUCCAAUUAUUGAUUUGACCAAGCAAGAGACUAUAAUGCUGUCUCAUCCAUUCUUUAAGACAAACAAAAAGUGCAUCAUAUGAUAUUAUUUCAUGUAGCACCACAUCACAUAACAUCAUAUCAUACUGUAGGGCAUUGCAUCACCUCUUGUUAUAUCAUAUCUUGUUGUAUCCUAUAACACAUUGCAUCAUAUUGGAUCAUCUUGCAUUUGAUUGUAGCAUAUCACAUAUCGCUUUUCAGUUUAUGAUAUGUUAUUUGAUGUUUAGCAUCAUGUCAAAUAUUAUUGUGUCCAUAGACUGUAUAUAGAAUGGACACUGUCUGCCUCCUCACUGGGUGAAGCCACUUCCAAAACAGCACCCUCUGUUGACGGGCUGCAGUAUAGGUCAUAAAUCUCGCCUCCGCCAGCAAAGCUUAUGGAGCUGGGGACAAACUUUAGAAAUUUAUUACACAGAAUAUAAUUUUUUUUCCCCCCUGGUUGUGAUGUUGACAUGUAGUUAUUGUAAGACUAGUUUGUGCUCAAGUCCUCUUUUUUCUGUACAACUCCGUUUUUAAAAGUUAAUAGGGGGUUCAUGUUUUCUAUGAUUGACACUUAACAGCCUCUGGGCUUAUGAAAAUUGCGUAGCUCACCUGGGGGAUACGCUGUUUGAGCCGGGUGUCAUCACAGCGACUCUCCCGCCGAAUGCGUACAGCGUUACUGUGCAAUGUUGGUUUAAGGAAGUGGAGAAAAAAAAAGCAGAAUUACCAAGAGCUUUUUGGCUUUAAAUCCGUAUACAGGCAGAAGGCGAAACCAAGUUGUCCAUAGUAUAUACAGUCUAUGGUUGCGUCAUAUCAUUCAUUGUAUCUCAUCCUAUUGCAUCAUAUUGUAUGGCAUAGCAUUGCAUUAUUUUAAGUGGCAGAACUAGGAGGUGGCCGGGCGUGACACCCUGAAAUCCUAAGCCAUGAUUGGCUGGAGUUUAAAUGAAAUAUUUAGGUUGUUUUGGGUUGUUGUAGUUUCUUUUUAUUUUAUUGUAGAGCAUUUGCUUUUAAGUACUUUGAAUAGGAGCUUUGGACAAACAUUUUCGUAAGUCCUUAAAGAAUUAAGUCACAUAAAUGAAAGAGCUGUCUCUGUUGAGUUAGCUUUUAUUUUUUUUAAAUUUUUUUAAAGGAAUUUAACAUUUUUAAACUUCUUUUAUAGUAAAAGUCUGAUAAAUAUGGAUUAUCCUCCUAGGUUUGGGGUAAGCCCCAGAUGUUUACAACCCCUGGCCACCCUUACAGAAAUCAGUGGCUUGGUUCGGCUAAACCCAGCACAAAAUGUCUGGCUUAGUCCACUGUAUUAUUCCACAUCACAUCAUUUUAUAUGAUAUUGCAUUUCAUGUUGUAUUGCAUUGCAUGGCAUGACGAGAAAUCUCAUCACAUUGUACAGAACAACAUCACAUCGGUUUUUUAACAGUUGAUUCGUUGACCAUUAUUGAGACAAACAUAUCUCUCAAUCAGCCAUUAGAGAAAAAAGAGAGGACAAAAGAGGCUCAGAUUUGUGCAGAAUUUUCAUUGCAUGACUCUAAACUCGAGAAAAAUGUGUAUAAUCAAAAUUGGCUUUUACAGAAAUACGUAGAACAUUCCCUCUGGGAAAAUUCGAAAGGGCCACAUAGGCUCCUGCGGAGAUGUGUACAUAAUGAUGAGAUUCUUCAGAGAUGUUGAAUGUACUAAUGUACUAAUACUAAAACCAUUGUGAUAUUAUAUACAAGGAACACACCUACAACACACAUCCCCUUUUCAAGUAUUUAUUUAUUAAAAUGAAAAACUGAAACCAGGAUCAGUAGAGGUUUGAAAAACUCCAAUAAUAGCCUUUUUUAUAGCUUGUCCUGUUGACUUCAGUGCAAAAGUUUUCAGCAGUUUUUUGCAACUUAUGUCACAAAAAAAUUCAUUUACAAUAGAGAAAAGUAUUAGCACACAUAUCCUGAUCAUACAGCAUGUUUUGAUAAAUUAUUUGUUCUACAAAUCUUUAGACUGUAUGACUAGUGACAAAUCAAAAUUUGUCAAUAAGAGGAAGAAGAAAAAACCCACAGUAUAACAAUAGACUAUACUUUGGCUUAGGGGCCAGUGCCUCGGUGGCAAUAAUUAAAAUAAUGUUUAAAAAGUAACUUCGUACAUGCAAUUAUUAAGCCUGCUAUGGAAAUUUUAAGUGGUAAAUAGUGAAUUGCUGAUGCCUUCUAUGAAUUUUUGUCUGUCACCAGGUUGUACUCUCACUGCAUGUUGCGUAUUGUUUCAUUUUGUUUAAUCUGCUUGUCCCUUUUUAUCAUAUGCUUGACCACAAACACUGAGAAAAUCAGACUUCUGAUGCUGUGUAGUUGACAGAUUAGGCAACCAAAGAGAAACAGGAAGAGAAAUGACAGAUUGACCAAUUUUAAUUCUUCUCCACCACAAACUGUAUCCCAAUCACAGACAUAGCUUUCUGCGUUAUGUAAUCUCAUUUAAGAGGCUGUCAAGGCACAAAAAAUAGCAUGUGAAAAUACCAGCCAGUAAGACCAGAUCCAUUCAUCUGGGGUACAGAAGGCCAAGACACAGACUUUAUCUCUUCUUCUCACAGCACACACACACACGCACGCACGCACGCACGCACGCACGCACGCACGCACGCACACAAACACAGCGUCUGUUGCUGCUAUUUAGGAGACAUCCAGUUAAAUGAAAGUUGGAAGUGACAUUUCAGUUUGCACAACCACGAUCAGUCCGGUUAGUAACCUGUCUGGAGCACUCUGUGUGGGUGGUUGUCUGUGUGUGUGUGUGUGUGUGUGUGUGUGUGUGUGUGUGUGUGUGUGUGUGUGUGUGUGUGUGUGUGUGUGUGUGUGUGUGUGUGUGUGUGUGUGUGUGUGUUGUUGAUAUGCACAGGUGUCUCUAGCAGAAAACCAAAGCAUUUUGAGUUGUUUUGUGACUAUUUUCAGCUCAUUAAUUGGACACAACUCCCCCUGGGCUGUAAUCAUUGUUUUGAGCCAAUGAUACAUUUCCCCCCGUGGCUGAAAACAUGUAAUGUGCCUUGUACAGCUUAAAAUAAUUGUUAAAACUGUUGAUCCGAUAUUCAUGAAGAAGCAGACUGAGGUGUCUGUCUAUCUGCCUCUAAUAUCUUAGCAGAGGUAAUUUCACACUUGACAGCCUGAGAUUAUGGAGCAUCCUUGGUCUCUCCAGGAAUGUGAUAUUAAUUUAAGACUGUGGGUUGGGUGUAAAGAAACAGCUUUGCUCACAUCUGCCCACACACACAUUUACACAAAGUCUGUCUUUUCUUCCACACUAAUCUCACACUUGCCGUGCUUAUUAAUUCCCUGUUUUUAUCUCCAGGCUUCCCCCUCUCACCUCAUUAGCUUGCAAGAUAUUCUUCCUCUAUUAAAGCAGGAGGAGAAAAGGUAGCCCCAGGGUAAAUUAAAGCAGUUUAACACGGGCCAAAGUCACACAUUAGCAUACUUAACGAACCUCCUUAGGAAGCCUUUGUAAAGUUGCUGUUCCCAUCAUUAGGACCGGGGUCUGACAAGUGAUAACUUACCUCCAUGAAUGCUCACAUACGGUAUGUACCCGCAACUUCAGCCUGGGAGUAGUACUUUGUUUGGACGACUCUCUUAGACACAAAUGCAGGUAUAUAUAUUUUUUUAAAAGGGAAAGAUUGUUGAGGAUGUCUAACCUCUGUAACCUCAUGGAGAAAAGGUGCCAUUUCAUUUCACCUUAUAUAUCUACCAGUUCGUAGAAGCGUGCCUCUCUUGCACAGCUUAUUUCUAUGAAAUGGAGUUCAGGGUCAACCCACAUGAUCUGUGUUUUCAUAGUCCUUCAGAGAUAAACUGGGGCAGAGCGGCUGCAUGGGCUUUUAAAAGCAAACACAGAUCUAUAUUUAUUGAUAUAUAACGUGCAGAAUUGGCUGCCCUCUCUGGUCUGUGUCUCUCUCGCUUCAAACCUUGUCUGCAGACAGGUUCAUUGAAAAGCUCUGUUUUCUUAUCAAAGCUGCCACCUGCUGGUUAAAAUUUUACCUGCAACUAAGAAAAACAUUUAAUGUAACUGCUCUACUCACAAUAAAACGUAUCUUUGGCCUGCUGCACAGGCAGAUUGUACAUAGGCAUCAUGUGACAACACACGCUAUUAAUACUGCUUCCUCAUUAUUGGAUCCUUUUUUUGUUGUUUUUGUUGCUGCUCAGUUGAGCCACAGCCUUAGACUUAUUUCACCACACAGGGGGAUUUUAUUUUUUGGGGGAUUCUGACUGCAGGAGAUUUAAGGGAAACUUAAGUAUAACCCUUGUAAUAUAUCGGGUGUUUUUAUACUCAAACAAGCCUUUAUCCAUGUUUUUUCAUGGUUUCUCCAUCCAUUAAACUAAAAUAUAUCAUGCUUGUGUUUGAUACGUUAUACUCCUCAAAAUUCUGCACAACAUCUUUGGUAUUUUGGUAACUUUAUCCUGAUAAGGAGCUGUAAUACUUGAGUGUGUGUUCCCAUUAAGAAAGAUUAACUUGAAGAAUUGACAUUUGGUAUGUAAAGCAAUCAUGUUUGUUAUGUGCAGUGGGGCCCUUUACCUUAGCCUGGUAUUCACUUCGUUCACAGGGGCUAUUUUUAUCGUGGAUGUUGCUGGUGCUAAAACUAAAUCUGACAAAUUGUUAAUAUUUCACUGCUUCCAAUUGACAACAAACAAGCUAUUAUUAGACAGCAAGUAAUAUUGGUGUCUGCCAUGCCCCCUGGCUAAACCUCCUGCCCUGGCUGUGAGGACAACAGCUGAGGAUGAAUUUAAAAUAUUGAACAGACUGAAUGCACGGUUAAGCCUUGCUCACUUCUGUUACAGCACAUAACUCCCUUGAAAUUAACAGUCUUUUUUAUGUUUCUGCUUCUUUCUACUUCUGUGUGAAAAAAAUGAGAUCCAACCUCUUGGCUGGAGGUGCUGGUAGAAGAGAUGCAACAAGUGCCAAAUCUUAAUAUCAGUAAAUGAAUCAGUCUUCUGUCUUCUCUACAAAUGAUUUGUUUUUGGAUUAUAAAUUGCUGUAUAUAAAAGGAACAUAUGAAUCAAGCUGAAGUCAGUGUCUUGUCUUAUAUACCACUGACAAAUUAUCAGCUUGUCGUUAUAGUGGAUUAAAGAAACCAGCAAGUAUUCACACUUUGAAAGACUAUAAUAGGAAAGCUUUGCGCCUCUUUAGUAGGUGCAUAACUGUAGCCUGUCACAGCUCUAGUAUUUUACAUUUCUGUACUUUGGUGAAGGCCAUAUUUGCUAUAUGCCCAUGCUAAUUCUUGAAGCUUAUGCAGCUAAUCACGUUAGUUUGGCUAUAACCCAUAGACAUUACAGAGGAAAUGAUCUUCUCGUCUAACUACAGACAAAAUAAAUAAACAAAUAAAAACAUCUCCCAAAAGUAAUAGUUUUUUUUUAAAGCUCAAUGAGAAUGGCUAAUUAUGAACAGUGUGCAUGGAUUAUACCAAGGUACUGUUUGGGCAUUUGAUGGGUUGACCUAAGGUUCUGGUGCUAAGUUAUGGCCCACAUAUAAUUGAUUUGACAAUGUCUCUCUGUCUCUUCUCCGUUGUUUCCAGGGUCUUUUAAUGUGAAUUUGCGCCUACCUGAUAUCCUCUUCAAAGUGAUCUUCUGGCUGGGCUACUUCAACAGCUGCUUGAACCCCAUCAUCUACCCCUGCUACAACCGUGAGUUCAAGCUGGCCUUCAUUCGCAUCCUAAGAUGCCAGUGUCAUCAGCGUAAACGGAGAGCCUACAACUACCGCUCCUCUAACUUCAGCUCCUCUGGAAACUCCCGCAAAGGCUCAGCGGAUCACAAUUCCAGCUGCUUGAACGGAAGCCAGCGUACUCUGCCUUCAUCAGCUAGUCCUAGCCCCAGCUACCUGAGCCACGGUCUCCCACCUUGUCCUGAAGGGGAAACAUUAUAUAUCUGGGGGGGUACCACCCCAACUCCUUCCACUCCUAGCCUGUUGCCUGGCAGCCCUGGAGAGUGCCCACAUGGGUCUCUGAGAGGGGAGUCAAGAGGAGGGACACCAACUGAGGGAACUGGGAGGGUAACAAUAACAGAGACAAAGCAGGGAUCAGCAAAGACAGCAAUGUGCCUGUCGACAAGGUGUGACAUGUUCACUUCUUAA
Molecule: messenger RNA, 11600 nt
Organism: Xyrichtys novacula (pearly razorfish)
Lineage: Eukaryota; Metazoa; Chordata; Actinopteri; Labriformes; Labridae
Source: the annotation of a GenBank genome assembly